GUGGAGGGUGGGUUGUGUUUCAGUCCUGGCUAACUGCAGCAGCAGCAGAGCAGCUCGCUGUUUGCUCGCUGGAAGGACGACUGAGAGGAUUUAAGGAGGAAAGGCUGCGCGCUAACACAGCAGACUGAGUGUGUUCUCAGCUGGAGGACAAUCAAAGAGGCUGCAUCUGAAAAUACACAGUUUGACUUUUUUAACGAAUCGAGGGUGAGCGAGGACCCGGACCUGGGUGUUAAAACAUGGGAGACCAGAGAUCCGUCCAGCCCUUCCUGGUCCUGCUGCUGCUCCUGAUGCUCCUCAACAGACUGUCCCAGAUGUGGGCUUUUCCCUUCAGCCCGUCCCUGGACCUGGACGUCACUCCGAGGACGACUGUCUUCUCCAAAGGCAUGCUGGGCAGCUCUCGUUUCAGCGGCUCGUCCCUGAACUACAGCACCCUGCUGCUGGAGGAGGACGUGGGGCUGCUGUACGUGGGAGGAAGAGGAUCCGUCUACGCUCUCAACACCUCCAACAUCUCCACACCUGCAAACCUCAGCAUUGAUUGGGAUGCUUCCCCCGAGCAGAAGAAGCAGUGUCUGAGCAAAGGCAGAGACAAUCAGACAGAAUGUUACAACCACAUCCGUUUUCUGCAGCGAUACAACGAGACUCACCUGUACGUCUGUGGAACCAACGCCUUCAAACCUCUCUGUGCUUAUAUAGAUGCAGAGCGGUUCAGCUUCUCCUCCGGGUUUGAGGAGGGCAGAGACAGAUGUCCAUAUGACCCGGCAAAGGGAUACACCGGCCUCCUCGUAGACGGUGAGAUGUUCACGGCUUCUCAGUACGAGUUUCGCAGCUCGCCAGAUGUGCGGAGGAACUUCCCCUUCCCCACGCUGAGGACGGAGGAGGCUCCCACCCGGUGGCUUCUGGAGGCAGAUUUCGUGGGCUCAGUGCUGCUGAAGGAGAGCAUCAACAGCUCUAUCGGCGACGAUGACAAGAUUUACUUCUUCUUCACUGAGAGGAGCCAAGAGCAGGUCGCCUACCCGAGCCAGACCAAGGUGUCCAGGGUUGCUCGAGUCUGCAAGAACGACUGGGGAGGCCAGAGGACCCUGCAGAGGAAGUGGACCUCCUUCCUGAAGGCCAGGAUGGUUUGUUCGGUCCCAGAGUACGAGCUGCACCUCAAUAUCCUGCGCGACGUGUUCGUCCUGCAAGGAAAAGACGCCCAGAGCAGCAUUUUUUAUGGCAUCUUUGGACUGGAAUGGAAGAACAUCAAAGCGUCUGCUAUCUGCCAGUACGCCUUCUCAGAUAUACAGAAGGUUUUCGAAGGGCCCUACAUGGAGGUGCAGGACUCAAAGUGGAGGGAGUACACAGGAAAAGUUCCAGAGCCAAGACCUGGAUCUUGUAUGACAGAUCUGCACAGGUCUCAGGGCAUCAACUCAUCUCGAGACCUUCCAGACAAUGUCCUCACCUUCGCCAGAAGACACCCACUGAUGGCUAACCAGGUGCACCCGAUGGGUGUGCGUCCGCUGGUCUUCAAGAGGAGCGUCAACUACGUCAAGAUAGUGGUGCACAAGGAGCCGGCACUAGAUGGGAACAUUUACACCGUUCUGUUUCUGGGAACUGAUGACGGAUGGCUGCACAGAGCUGUGGACAUCGAUGGAGAAACGCACAUUAUAGAAGAGCUGCAGAUGUUUGAUGACCCGCAGCCAAUAGAGAGCAUGGUCAUAUCCUCAACUCUGAGGAGCAUCUACGUUGGCUCGUACUCUGGAGUGGUGCAGGUGCCAAUGUCAGCCUGUCAGAGGUACACUUCCUGCUACGACUGCGUGUUCGCCAGAGACCCGUUCUGCGGCUGGGAUGGCAAAGUGUGUGUGGAAGUCUCCUCCCGCGCACAGAGGUCAAACCUCACCCAGGAUAUCUUGAGAGGAGUCAGAGGCUGUAAGGAGAAUUCGGGAAACGUGGUCCAUCGGAGGCGUUCGGUGAUGUCCGGCGACGACGUUCUGCUCCAAUGCGAACUGCGCUCCAACCUGGCCACUCCACGCUGGACGCUGAACGGGAAGGAGCUCCAAGGAUACGGCCUCAACUCGGGCUACCGCAUCGGCACAGACGGCCUCCUCAUCAUCGGAGCUCGCGUUCAACAGAGCGGCUCCUAUCGCUGCUUUGCCGUGGAGAACUCCGUGUCGGUCCUGGUUUAUCUUUACACUGUGAGGGUUCACACAGAUCCCUACUUCCCCGUGGAGCCCACAGUCACAACUGACCCCACGACCGUCGCCAGUCCGACUGCUUUGUCCACCAGCGGCCCCACCGAGCAGCCUCUGCCUUCGCCUCCCGCCCCGUUGCCUCCAGAACCGGCCUUCCAGACCUACAGGCACAUGGAAGCCGUGUACAUCUCCCUGGUGGCGGUCCUCGGAGGGCUUUGCCUGGUGCUGACUGUGGUGCUGCUGUACGUGAGCUUCUGCACCAGACGGGCCUCUCAUGACCGCAAGUUCUCCCACCAGGGUCUGCAAGUUCUGGGGGCCUCCGAGAGGAAGAGAAGCUCCCAUCUGGAACUCAAAACCAUCUCCAGCCACUGCAACGGCCGCCAGGGUCGUCGCUCCAUCUCUGUGCCGACCUUCGGGGACAUCGGCGACGGCUUCCUCCAGAUAGUUCCAGGUGAAGGGCAGCUGUCUCCAUCCAGGACGCCUCCCCCAGCUCCUCCUCUCCCCAUGCCGCCUCCGCUCCCCAACAUGGACUACGCCAACGGACUGUCGGCCACUCUGCCCAGCGUCCUGCGGAAAAUGAACGGGAACAGCUACGUCCUCCUGCGGCAGGCCGACCCCGAUGGCAUGUCGCCGCUCUACCACUCCUUCACGGAGGAACUCAACAGGAUCCUGGAGAAGAGGAAACACACACAGCUGGACCUGCAGCCUGACGAGAGCUCCAUCUAGGACGCCUCCCCUCAGCUACCGUCCCAACAGUUAUUUAUUUUCACCCCGUAGUCGUGGGGACUGUCGUAAGAAACGCUGCUGUUAUUUAACCCAGUGUCAGAGUACCUGCAGGUCGUGUCCUAAGCCUGAUCUGAAAUGUGCAGCCUCGUGUUCCUCCCAUGAUUUCACUCUCAACACGGACGGACAACGUUAACCAGAGAUUCAAAAAGUGGAGCGGUGACAAAUUUAUCGGCUUCAUGAGUAGGGAGCUCAGUGAUGCUACCUCAGGCUUGUCAAAGAUGGUCAGAUGACACAAAAAAAGCAGAAGAUGCAACAUUGGACCUUGAUAAUAAGAAAUAAAUCAGGCCAGGAGGCAAACAAGCAUUUUUAAGACUGGGAAGUCUUCAAGAAGUAUUUGUUUCAUGUAAUAUUCUACGGAGCUUAAAGUGAUCCUCCAUCUAGACUAUAUCUUCUGUGCGUUGUUGCUAAACAUUAGGCUGCUGUGGAAUAGUUGAAAACUACCUAACAUGUCCAACCUGAGGACCUGAGGACUUGGCCUUGCUCCUGUCUGGACCGGACUCAUCAACAACUGGCUCCAUUUCUGUGGGAAAGGAGGGGCUGUUCAUGAUUACAAAUAUGUUGCACAAUCGUCAUGCUUUGGAGAGGAAUCAGUGGCUCAAAAGGAGGCAUACCCACUUCUCUAUAUGUAGUAAUGCCAAAUCUAUACAUGCACUAACCUACCAAACUAAAGGACUACUAAAAGACCUGUCCAAACGCUAUCUCCUUCAACAAGCUCAAAACGAAGCAGUGCAUUUAUCUGUAUUGUCACAAAAGCAUUGUGUUUGCAAAAUAUUGAGCCUAUGGGUGGACAAGGAGAAGCGAUUGUGCUGCAGAAAUGGUUUUUCAGAGGUUUUCUACAGUGAAAAUCCAUUGCAGGGCUGUGACUAAUGAUUAUUUUCCUAAUUGGUUAUUCACUGUCAGAAAGGUAGUGAAAAUGCCUGUCAGAAUUCCUCACUUUUCCAAAUCGGAAACCCAUCAUUGUUCGACAUUUUUGCUCCUCGGUCAGUUUUAGCUAAUCACUGAGAGAACUGUCUGUGAACCCUCUGAACUCUAACUAGUUUCUGGGUGUUUUUAACUCCAAUUUAGUUGUUCACCUCUAUGAAAACAGCACAACCAUGACUGCCUGCGGUUCAACCCAGUUCUACCAAAAACUCCCUGAAUUUUUGGCAGGUAACUGUUGGUUCCAGCUAAGUCACAAUUACCUUCAUGUUUGCAAUACGAAGGGUAGAAUUUUUUAGUUUUUACCAAAUUUAAGUAGACCAAACUGGUUGUUGUUGGUGCUUGUUUAUAUCAGAUGUGUUGGAUAAAGUAGUUUUGAUGAAAAAUCACAGUUUAAAUCAUAGACUUGGUUAAUUUCCGAGAACAAAUGGCACUUUCAGAAAGCUGAAAACCAAUUAUUCUUUCUGUUCUGACAGCGUUUGGCUUUUCUAAGUGCUUUAAUUUCAGACAACAUGGGGUUCAGAGGGUUAAGCAGCCAGCUAUGAUUGUUGUAAGAGCAAAAAUAUCGACUUUGGUUGGAGUGUCGCUUUAGGAAUCCAGUUUUGAUACAGUGCAGGAGAGCGCAGGUGUUAAGACAAAUCAUACAUUUCACAGUGUUUAUUUCAACCACUCUUUCAUUUCCCUUCAUGUAAAUAGCAAUAAGUGCGUCACUGUCGCAGCUGUAAGUAGCAACGUGUUGUGCCGAUGAGAACACCUGUAGCAAACCUGGAACUACUCCUUUGUUUUUUCACCUGAAGUCUUUCUGUUUUUAGCAUCUGUGUGAGAAAAGAGAUGAAGCCGUUUCCUGAAGGAGCAAGUCAGCGUGUGGUCAGAUUGAUCGAUUUCUCUGAAGACAACAACACACACUAAAAGCAGGAGACACUGUACAGAAAAUGCUUGAACCUGCUGUUUUAUAUUUAGACACCUUCAUACAUGCCUUUUUUUUUUUUUGACUGACGGUCUAUUUUUGGACAUUUAUAACCUUAUUUUAUUAUCUUAAGUCAUCAUAGCUUCUAGAAAACACUAGUUUCUUUAAAAAUUGUGCCACAAAUACUAAAUUUAGCGCUGAUGACAGACACAGGUUUGUCCUCUGCUGCGCAAAAAAGAAGCCUCUGGUGGCAAAUGUCCAAACCACAGAGGUAAAGACCUUCACACGUGCAACCCUCGAAAGCAGCCUCCGUGUUUACCUGACAUCAGUGCAAUGCCAAAACAACAAGAUAUGCAGCGCUCACAGUAUUUCCUCAGCAAGGUGAACAGCACUAUGAUUAAAUAGUGCAUGUAUAACGUAGCGGGAAGUGACUGAAAUGAAUCCGGGAGUAGUUUGCAAACAUGUCCUGAGCGGUGGUACAUAAAGAUCCGUCUUUGCAUUGAAGUGAUGAAUCAGCUCCUGCAGCAGCUCUCCGGUGACUUGCAGCGAGCAUCCGUCAGUGUCGCUGACAGUAACAGCAGCGUUUUGGCUCACCUCCACCGAGGGAGGACAGGAGCCUCUUGUCUGUUUGCAUGAGGUGCUGUCCUCUCUGCAGGUGGAGGCAGAUGCAGAACAUUUGACUUGUGUGUCCUGGUUAGCCAUGCAGGAAACAAAUGGUGAUACAAGCAGACAGGAGAGAGUUUGCACUUGUAGGGUUUCAUACGUUGUCUUGUCUGAGGCACCUUCUGUUACUGAGGAUAUAGUCCAGGCAGUGCCCUUUAUGCAGACUGUAACUGUCCUUUUCUGCAUGGAGGAAGCUGUGUCUGACUGCAGGCCUGUAUAAUAGGAUUCAAUCAGCACGUGCUUGCAUCCAUAAGUGCACACCCUUAUCCUCUCAAUAUUUUUAUUUUUGCAGUGAAAGCACACAAAAGUAAUUGCACGUGAUUUAGCUGGAAAAUAAUUUGCAUCUGUCAUCCAUGGACAGGCACCAAAACCACAGGCCCUAACCCCCUAAAACUAACCCUAAGUUUGCUGUAUUUUUGCAGAUACUUUCCAAUUAAUUUUGCACAGUCGCGGGCGCAUAUUUUUUGCACCUAACUACAGAGAACACCAGGCUUCCCCUGGAGUGGAAUGAAGACAUUACUUUGCCUAUGUACACAUUAACUUGACAAAAUAGGAAAACUAAUUCAACGAGACUUCAAUACUGACCGGUAUUUUCUGCCUGUCAGUGCAAAAAUGUCCUUUCAAAACGUCUAUCAGUUCAGUAACCUGCACUAAUACCAGUGUUGCUAUUAUCACACAAUACUACUGAUUAUGGUCUCUGCUGAUUUUCAGUCUGCUCAAUGUUCUGAGAUAUUCUGCCGAGCCUCAGUCGCUUUUUUUGUUGGUGCUUUAAGAAAGCAUUUAAAGGCUUGUCCCUUCACUAAAUGAACUGUUUUUGAUCGUGUUACCCAGCUCUUAGUCUGCUCUGCAUUACUAUACUUUUUAAAAAAAUAGAAUCUUUUUUUAAAUUGAAGGAUUCCUUUACCGUUUAUGAAACCAUUCAUCAUUGUUGUAUACUGAAAAAAUGAUUUGCUAGUUUAUCAUUCAAGACUAGUUCUUAACUAUUUUAACAUGCCUUUGUUGUUUUUAUAUGCUAUAACAAAUAAUUUCUGCUUUGGAACUGCAUUGUACUGAUGACGGUCUCAGAAACAUUCAUUCAGACAGCCCAAGCUUCAUUCAUAAAACCGAAGAAACCAAUCUUCAACUUACGGGGUGAAGCUUUCUGUGCGAUUUUGCUUUUUCAGUAUGUCUAAACCAUUGCUGCUGAAGGAAGCAACAGUGUAGAAUUAAGUCUAAAGCAUUUUAAGGAAUAAAGAGAGUAUUUUCAUGAAAAAAAAUCUAAUUUGAUUAGAGAGAGGAACAUUUUAAAUGGUGACCAGGGUGAUAAAUGACAAAAAAGGGCAAGGCAUUAUCUAUGUUCACUGCAAUAUAAAUUCAUCUACAUAGUUUCUCUUUGGUUGUGGCACAAGCCUGGGAUGUCCACUUUUACUUUUAAAUACUUUUUUUUCUUCCUGAUGGAAGAAUCCAAAUGUGGGCAUUAAAAAAAACUGAGAUUUUCAUUGUAUGCAGAUGACUCGCUUUUAUACAUUUCAAGCCCCACUAAGGAAAUAGCAUAGCUUUUGGAUACUUUUCAUGCUUUGGGGCAAAAAUGUGUUGAAAAAAACCUGGAUUUGGCAAAGGCUAAACUUUAUAUAAUUGCAUUCUGACUGCACAUAAUAGCUAAUGAGGACCAGAGAACCAUUUUAGUCAUUUCACUUGUUUUAAUCCUCCAUUCCUUCCCUCUCUGCCACCUCCCUCGUUUCCCCGUCUCAUCACCUCUAUGUGACACCAUCGUCUAUUACUCUCUCCGCUCACAUUCACACUUUGGCUCAAGGACCCUGCUGAGUAUACAAAUGGCCCCUAAUCAGAGACAGUUUUCAAAGUGCUCUCCAGUUUGUACUUUCGCUAAUGCAGGGAUUAGAGUACUGAAGGAGACUUUGUGCAGCUGUUUAGGAUAAAUGGUGUUUUUUUUAAUCUCUAGAUGAUGUUUUCAUUGCACAAAUUCCCAAUAAGAAGCAAACGAUUAUCUGCGUCCUUAAAUUUUAAUGUAUUCUCAACGCUAAGAGGCUCGCUAAUCAAAGAGAGUAUCAAUUUUAAUCAAUGCUGACUUAUAGGUGGAGCAUUUCCUUUGAAUUAAAGUGUUUUUGUUUGGUUGCAUUUUAUUUGUGAAAUGACUGCAGCUUCUACUGAGUUGUUUCUGCACUUAACCUUUUAUUGUGUAAAACUUGAUGCUUUGAAGUUGUGGAGAGUCUUCAACUUACUGGAAGAUUUUUUAUUUUAUUUUUUUUGACCAGUGCUGCUGCUGUCGCUGCUUUAUUCUCACUGAUGGACUGUGUGUUUACAAUAGACACUCUAUACUGUACUAUGGACUUAAGAUGCACACUGUACACAAACCCACAGUAAAGCACUUGUUUUUGCAAUUUCUCCUCCAGUAAUUACAUCCUGCUGUCAAUACGCGGUUAUUUUUUAUGUUUCAUGUAGAUGUUCAUGAAUCCUUUUUUGUGUUUGCCAAAGAAACUGGUGUAAAGACUUGCACUGUUCUUUCCUGAAUCAUGUCGUGGGAACUUGUGACACUUUUCCAUCCACUUUGUUGUGUAUUAUUUCUGCUGUAGAUAAUGAUCUUAUCUGUGUGGUCUCCUCAGAAUAUAGCUGACUGCUCCCUGCUCCUUGUAAGAUAGUUAAAACCCAACUGAGCUGUUUAAAGAGAAUGGAAUUUUUAUUUAUUUAUUCCACUUCAUUAAAUUUCCACUGGUGUUUGUGCAGAUAAACAA
Messenger RNA from Acanthochromis polyacanthus (spiny chromis), 8171 nucleotides. RefSeq names its product sema domain, immunoglobulin domain (Ig), transmembrane domain (TM) and short cytoplasmic domain, (semaphorin) 4Gb (gene sema4gb). Gene Ontology annotation, biological process: positive regulation of cell migration; negative chemotaxis; semaphorin-plexin signaling pathway. The coding region runs from base 237 to 2894 and encodes 885 amino acids. The record is from RefSeq and is a predicted model, not a curated record. Gene Ontology annotation, molecular function: chemorepellent activity; semaphorin receptor binding. The transcript is spliced from 15 exons. NCBI's taxonomy places the organism in Eukaryota, Metazoa, Chordata, Actinopteri, Pomacentridae.